This is a messenger RNA of Solenopsis invicta (red fire ant), 1464 nucleotides long. RefSeq lists its product as uncharacterized. Gene Ontology annotation, biological process: DNA integration. Bases 1 to 1464 code for a protein of 487 amino acids. The record is from RefSeq and is a predicted model, not a curated record. Gene Ontology annotation, molecular function: nucleic acid binding. The transcript has a single exon. NCBI's taxonomy places the organism in Eukaryota, Metazoa, Arthropoda, Insecta, Hymenoptera, Formicidae.
AUGUUCGAAAGAUACUCUUCGCAUUCGAAACUGCUCAGGGUUAUAGCAUAUUGUUUGAGAUUUCUACCUAACAAUAAACACACCGGUUCGUUGUGUUCGAGUGAAAUAGACGAGGCGGAAACGCGAAUAUUGCGAAUCAUGCAGGCCGAUCGAUUCUGCUCCGAGAUCAAGGAACUCAAGAGCGGAUGUUCCGUGAGCAAGGGCAGAAUCGCGAAUUUAAAUCCAUUUUUGGACGACUGCGGCUUGAUUCGCGUAGGAGGACGUCUCCAAAGGGCAGAUCUGUCAUUCUCACGUAAGCAUCCGAUUUUGAUUCCUAGCCGGCACAAGUUAACCGAUCGUAUCAUUCGCGAGACUCACGAGGUGCAUCAUCACGCGGGUAUUCAAACGACGCUGUACACUUUGCGUCAAAAAUACUGGUUAGUCGACGGGCGCAAUCAAGUACGAAAAAUCGUGCGUGCGUGCGUUCGAUGCUUUCGAUUCGAGGCUAAGGCAAUCGAAUAUAAAAUGGGGAAUCUGCCGGCGGCUCGUGUACGCGAGGCAAUACCCUUUGCAAAUACCGGAAUAGAUUUUUGCGGGCCAUUCUAUAUUAAGGAAAGGAAAUACCGUAAUCGAGCACGAGUCAAGGUGUACGUAUGCGUUUUCAUAUGCAUGUCCGUGAAGGCGAUGCACCUCGAGAUCGUAAGCGACUUAUCAACGGACGGAUUUCUUGCAGCGCUGCGACGGUUCGCAGCGAGACGAGGACUACCCCAGCACGUCUAUUCCGAUAACGGGACUAAUUUUAUAGGGGCGAAUAAUCAACUAAAAGAGUUGUACGUCUUAAUUAAUUCUGAUGAGCAUAGAGAGCGCGUGAGCAGAUUCGCAAGCGAUCAUCGCGUAACAUGGCAUUUCAUUCCGCCGGCGGCGCCGCAUUUCGGGGGUCUGUGGGAAUCCAGCGUAAAAUUAUUUAAGCAUCACUUUAAGCGCGUAGUAGGAGAUUCUUUAUUUACUUUCGAAGAAUUAAAUACUCUUGUCGUCGAAAUAGAAGGCGUUCUGAAUUCCCGACCGAUCACUUCCCUUUCUUCCGAUCCGAACGACUUACUGGUACUGUCGCCGGCUCAUUAUUUGAUCGGUAAACCUUUGACGGCCCUCCCGGAGGGCGACCUGUCGUCUGUUCCAGCCAACCGAUUGUCAACAUGGCAGCACAUUAAGAAGGUGCGGCAAGACUUCUGGGCGCGCUGGAGUCUUGAAUAUUUGAACGAGCUCCAGACGCGCAACAAAUGGAUCAAAGAGGGACCAAGGCUUGACGUCGGAACCAUCGUUCUCAUCAAAGACAAGGGUGCGCCAUGUACUCGAUGGACGAUGGGCAAGGUAACAAUGGUCCACCCUGGCGAAGACGGAGUGGUGCGGACAGCGACUGUGAAAACUCCGGCCGGGCAAAUAAAAAGAGCGGCCAAUCAUUUGUGCCCCCUGCCGAUCGAGCAGUAG